CUAACCUUCGCGCACGUAUUUAAUAAUAAAGUUAGAAACAAUGGCGUGAUUUUAUAUGUUAAGAUAAAUUAAAAAUAUAUUUUUAAACAGACUUGUUAUCAGUGGUCAUAAAAUGUGUUUCUCUUUAAAAAGUUAUAUCUCGUGGAAAAAGAAUGCUGAGCCUGAAGGACCGUGGAAAAUGGAAACGCGGGCGGACGAGGACGAGGCUCCGACGGACCCAGCGGCGCGGAAACACACACAUCAUGAUUACACCGAGCAGGACUUUGAAGGUCACCGUGCUCACACCGUGUUCGUGGGCGUCCAUGUUCCAGCUCGGCGACACUCCCACAGGAAGCACAAACACCAUCACCGCAAUGGAGAAAAGGAAGCCGAUAGACCUGUAACGCCACCGGCUCAAAGGGUGCAAUUCAUAUUAGGGGAAGACGUCGAUGAUGCCUCACUGGAGUCACAUCCAUUAUUUUCUGAAAUGGAAGAACUAGUCAGAGAUGGAGAUGAAUUAGAAUGGAAGGAAACAGCACGAUGGAUCAAGUUCGAAGAGGACGUCGAGGAAGGCGGCAACCGAUGGUCAAAGCCACAUGUAGCUACACUUUCACUCCACUCACUUUUCGAACUACGCAGUCUCAUUCUAAAUGGAUCAGUCAUACUCGACAUGGAUGCCAGUUCACUGGAACAGGUCGCUGACGGUGUACUAAAUAAUAUGGUUGCAGAUGGAUCAUUAGGAUAUGAUUCCAGAGAAAAAGUCAAAGAUGCAUUACUUAGGCGGCACAGGCAUCAGCAUGAAAGACGAAAUCAUAACAUGUCAAGACUCCCAUUGAUUAGGUCACUUGCAGACAUUGGAAGGAAUCAUUCUUCAUGCAAAAAUUUUCAGGAGGGUAACUCUCGACGCUCCAGUCCGAGGAGUUGUCGGGGGUCUACCUCAUCUCCCCACACCGCUCUACUUCAAGCAUCUGAUGCGAGAGGUUCAUAUUUAGCCGUGCCAGGUGGUGUCAAUGAUGAUGGUAUGGUAAAGAGUCCAAGCAGCAUAUCCAUGAAUCGCAACCACAGCUCAGGAGACCUUCCUAUGAACGGAGACAUCAACCAUAAAUGCAAUACAAACUUUAUGAGGAAAAUACCUCCGGGUGCAGAAGCUUCUAAUAUUCUAGUUGGUGAAGUAGAUUUUCUAGAGAAGACAUUAUCAGCGUUUGUUAGACUCAAAACAGGAACAAUAAUGGGAGAUUUAACUGAAGUGCCAGUCCCAACAAGAUUUAUGUUCGUGUUACUCGGCCCACCGAACAGUAAUUCCAGUUUCCACGAAAUCGGUCGUGCCAUGGCUACUUUAAUGUCUGAUGAAAUAUUCCAUGAAGUCGCAUAUCGGGCUAAAAAAAGAGAUCACUUAUUAGCUGGUAUAGACGAGUUCCUUGAUGCAGUAACAGUUUUGCCACCAGGUGAGUGGGAUCCAGCUAUUCGUAUAGAACCACCAGCAGCCAUACCAUCACAAGACCCACGAAAACGCCCCAACGAUAACAACCCGAAAGAGGAAUUAGAUGAGGAAGAAGAAGAACAGAGACAAAGGGAAGAAUCAGGGUUAGCGCGAAGUGGAAGGCUUUUUGGUGGCUUAAUUAAUGAUCUAAAACGAAAAAUGCCUUGGUAUUGGUCAGAUUUUAAAGAUGCGUUGGCCCUUCAAUGCAUUGCUUCCUGGAUAUUUUUGUAUUUUGCUUGUCUAUCACCCAUAAUUACAUUUGGGGGAUUGCUUGGUGAAGCAACUGGCAAGAACAUGGCUGCUAUGGAAUCACUAGUAUCAGGAUUUGUAUGUGGGAUGGGAUACGGUUUCUUUUCAGGUCAACCAUUAACAAUUUUGGGGUCAACGGGUCCCGUUUUAGUAUUCGAAACAAUAGUUUUUGAGUUUUGCAGACAAAUUGGAUGGGAUUACAUGUCGUUUAGAUUUUGUAUCGGUACGUGGAUCACAAUAAUUCUGGUCAUUCUGGUGGCUAUCGACGCAAGCGCUUUAGUGUGCUACAUCACAAGGUUCACAGAAGAAAAUUUCGCUACAUUGAUUGCAUUCAUUUUCAUUUACAAGGCAGUGGAAAAUGUUAUUUCCAUCGGUAAAAAAUACCCUCUGAAAACUCGACCUGACGAAGUUCUGAACUAUGAGUGCUACUGUUUGCCAAGCAAUUAUUCUAAAGUGCCGGAGCAGUUUAAUUGGUCCUCUGUUGACAAGGAGUCUUGUCAGUUGUAUAACGGAACAUUAGCUGGUGGAGGAUGCGACACAAAGGUCUACGUACCAGAUGUUUUCCUGAUGUCGAUAAUACUUUUCUUGGGAACUUUCACGAUAUCUAUAAUUUUGAAAGACUUUAAAAAUUCUCUGUUCUUUCCAUCAAAGGUCAGACAAAUCAUAAGCGAUUUUUCGGUAAUCAUUGCUAUACUAUCAAUGUCUUUUCUCGAUUACAAAGUUGGAGUCAAAACCCCCAAACUUGAAGUACCUUCUGAAUUUAAACCGACGCUACCCUCAAGAAAUUGGGUCAUUACUCCAUUCAAUGGCAACCCCUUAUGGUCUGCAUUGGUUGCUCUCUUACCAGCUCUACUCGGCACCAUACUGAUUUUCAUGGAUCAACAAAUUACUGCAGUGAUAGUGAAUCGCAAAGAGAACAAACUGAAGAAGGGAUGUGGGUACCAUCUGGAUUUGUUUGUACUGGCAAUACUUAUACAAAUUUGCUCAGUUAUGGGCUUACCAUGGUUCGUGGCAGCAACUGUUUUGAGCAUUAAUCACGUGAAUUCAUUAAAAGUGGAAUCAGAAUGUGCAGCACCAGGAGAAAAGCCACAAUUUCUGGGAGUCAGGGAACAAAGAGUCACGCAUAUUUUGAUAUUUUUAACCAUCGGAUGUUCCGUGGUACUCACCCCAGUAUUAAGCCAUAUACCAAUGCCCGUGUUGUUUGGAGUAUUUCUUUAUAUGGGAGUGGCAUCGCUGAAGGGCCUUCAAUUCUUUGAUAGAAUUCUUAUUAUGUUCAUGCCCCAAAAGUAUCAACCCGAUCAUAUGUUCUUGAGACAGGUGCCAAUACGUCGUGUACACCUAUUCACUGCAAUCCAACUGACGUGUCUCGUCUGCUUGUGGGUGAUAAAAUCUUUUUCAAUGACUUCCAUACUCUUCCCUUUGAUGUUAGUUGUAAUGAUUGGGAUAAGGAAAGCGUUGGAUUUCUUCUUCACGAGGAGGGAGAUGAAAAUUCUCGAUGACGUCAUGCCGGAGAUGACAAAACGGAACCAAGACGAAUUGCGGGAGCUAGGAGACGCUGAGGAAGCGAACAAGAGCAACCCGCCACAAUACGAAGAGAAUCUACAAAUACCACUCAUCAACGGAAACAUUAUGAACAUACCGCUUGCAUCAAUAAACAUAUCGGAGGAAGUGAACAAAACGGGCAUAUGGAAGCAAGUGAACAACAGCAACAAGAUGAAAAAGAGUGACGGGAAAGACUACAAACCAAAGUCAGGGAAGAAGAAUAUUAAACACAAAAAACUCAUGUCCAAAACCGCACAAUCAGAAAUAGAGAGGAGAUUAUCAACUAUGGACGAGGUCGAAGAAGAUGACCCUUCUGUAAAGAGCGAUGUCGUAAGGCGCAAGGAGUCUUGGAGUGGUGGAAAUAAAAAGAAUGAAUCUAGAAAUAAUAGUUCUGCUGAAACUUCGGUUUAAUGCUUAAAAUUUAUUUUUAUAUCACUUAUGUUCUGUGUUAAAUGGAAUGUACGUUUCAAGAACCGUUAGGUUUAAAUUAGUGUUAACAAUUUGUAUUCCAAAUGUAUCGUUGUUUUAUUUAAUAACAUUUUAUAUAAUACUGAUCAAUUAGCGUGCUUACAUCCAAAUGAGAAAAUGAUGCGUGAUAUUUAAUGUAAUCUGUUAAAUGUAUAAUGAUUAGAUUUUAAUGUAUUUUAUAAAUCUUACAUGUCUUAGUUGAUUAUUCUUAAAUGUUCUUAUAAAGUAAUGAAAAAUGUUAAGUGCACACAGAUAAAUUCGUCACUUGGCGAGAAUAAGUUAUCGAUUCAUAGCA
Messenger RNA from Manduca sexta (tobacco hornworm), 4013 nucleotides. It is a transcript of the gene Ndae1, whose product is annotated as sodium bicarbonate cotransporter 3. Gene Ontology annotation, molecular function: solute:inorganic anion antiporter activity; sodium:bicarbonate symporter activity; monoatomic anion transmembrane transporter activity. Gene Ontology annotation, biological process: transmembrane transport; regulation of intracellular pH; bicarbonate transport. The transcript is spliced from 13 exons. Gene Ontology annotation, cellular component: plasma membrane. Lineage: Eukaryota; Metazoa; Arthropoda; Insecta; Lepidoptera; Sphingidae. The record is from RefSeq and is a predicted model, not a curated record. The coding region runs from base 113 to 3661 and encodes 1182 amino acids.